AUGGAACAGAAACUCCGAAGAGUCGACAGAAUUUCAUCAAAACGAUUGCAAGCUGAAUGGAGUCAUUUAUUCGUUGACCAAGAAGAAAAACGAAUGAAAAUAGACGUGGGUAGAGUAGACAAAAUUCCUGCACCUUCAGAGCAAAAUUCUAACAAUUAUGAUAGCAAUGUGGAUGAAAAGAAUUCGGUCGACAUAGAAAUGUGGGAAGCAUCUAACGGAGACGAUAGUGUUGAGUCAGAGAAUAAUGAUUGUGAAUUCACAGAUGAAAACAGUGAAGCGCCGGUUAUUAAUGAAUGGGAUCGAGAAGAUGCUCUUAAUUUCAUUGGAUCAGUUUUCUUAUACAAUAAAGUCAGUAAAACAAUAGGAAAAGACAUUUUUCAAAUCUCCAAUAUUUUAAAGAAUCAACCCGAAAUUCAGAUUCAAGAUGUAUGGAAAGUUGUUGAUCAUUGGAGUGAUCAAGAAACUCGAAUUUAUGCUUUUUGUGGUACCUGUAGCACAGUUCUUCUGGACAGUAAGAAAUGUGGAAAUGUAGGAUGUUCUCGAUAUUCGUUAUCUCAAGCAAAUGUAGCAAGUUCCAAAAUGAUCGUAACAUUUUCCAUCAGAAAACAAGUGGAAGAUCUUCUUAGCAAUGGAUCAUUCGAUGAUACACUUCUGAAUCGUGGAUUAAAGAGCUCAUCAUUGUCCUCUAGACUCUGCGAUACACCACAAUAUAAAGAGCGAAUAUCGGAAUGUGAAACCAAAUACCCUGAUUACAUUACAUUACUUUUAACAAUGAAUACCGAUGGAUUCAGAAAACGUGGAAACUCUAGAGGAGAAGUAUGGCCAGUUUUUUUGGCUCCCAGCGAUGUUUCUAUGAAAAAGAGUUCCUUUGAAGAUUAUCGUCCGGAAAUCGUGAUGAUGUCAGCAAUCAUGCUAACGACUAACAAGCCUAAUGAUUCGGAUUUUUCGAGUAUUUUUGAACGUCUCAAAAACGAAAUCGACGAUACAACUAAAAACCCUAUUCAUGUUUUAAUCAGAAAUGUGAAUUACAAAGUACGACUUGAAAUCUAUCAAUGUGUAUUAGAUAUGGACGCUAGCAAAAAGAUUUACGGGUAUCCUUGUUGGCAGUCAUAUGAGGGCUGCUCAAGAUGCUCUGUUCGCGGUUCUCGAGAACGAACGAAAAAGGGAAGUAUGAUUUGUUGGUUCACACAAAGGGAGACAGUGAUCGUAUUUAUCCUGAAAAAUGUUCUAAACAGCUCCAGUGUUCCCAAAGGCCGCUCAUCGACAAGUCUAAUCGAUCCUAUUAUUCUCAACAGUAGAACAGGAAGAGAAGUGCAAGAGAUGUACAACCAAGCUCUUCCAACAUUGUUGAUUUGCUGUGAAAGAGCAGACACCUGGCAAGCCGCCGUAUUAUUUCACUGGCUUCUCACCAGAAUGGCGACAAGUCCGUUUUUAAACAUCUCAGACUGUAACUUCUUAGAAAGCUUGUCUCAAGUGAUACGGAAUUUGUUGGGAAUCGCGUACCCUUUACUAUACACAAUGAAGCUUCACAUUAUCCUGGAUCACAUGGUUCCAAAUAUAAGAUUCGAAGGCAGCCCAUUGAUAUCAAGCGCUGCUCCAUUUGAACGUCUCAACCAAUCACUUGGACGAAACACAGAUGUUUAUACAACGCGAUCUCUUAUCGACAUGACAACAAAGUUCAUGGCGUCGCAUCGGGCUAACUAUUAUUGUGAGAAAGCUGUCGCAAAAACAGGAUCGCCUGUCCUUUAUCGCCUGUCCUUAUACAAUGAGAGCGAUAUCUGA
Caenorhabditis remanei is the source of this 1782-nucleotide messenger RNA. RefSeq lists its product as uncharacterized. NCBI's taxonomy places the organism in Eukaryota, Metazoa, Nematoda, Chromadorea, Rhabditida, Rhabditidae. The transcript has 9 exons. The record is from RefSeq and is a predicted model, not a curated record. The coding region runs from base 1 to 1782 and encodes 593 amino acids.